AUGUUUCAAAAGAUCAUCUCUUCUCCCAAAGUCGUUUCAUGUUUGUUACUCGUUGGUGUCAGCACUGCUUCAGCACUCGCCUAUCCUUCUUUCCGAUCGUAUUGCAAUGGUCCCAUGGUCGAUCGUUCUCUCAUGGAUCGAACCAAUCUCCAAAAACGUGUCAUUGUCAUCACAGGUGUGGCUCCUGGCGGAAUUGGCUAUGAAACUGCACGAUGUCUCUAUGAAAAGAAUGGAACGGUGGUGUUGGCGGUUCGAGAUGUGAAGAAGGGAGAAGAAACGAAACAACAAAUUAUUUCCAAUGUCAAGAAUCGUGAAAGCGAUGAAAAGAAUCGUGAAGGAGAGAUUUGUGUCAUGAAAAUGGAUUUAAAUGAUUUACAGAGUGUUUCAGAUUUUGCUCACGAAUUUCAUCACAAAUUUUCGAAAUGUGACAUGCUCAUUAAUAACGCUGGAAUUUCCAAUGUUCCUCAUGCUCUCUCGAAACAACAUGUGGAACAACAAUUUGCUGUGAAUCAUUUGGGACACUUUUUAUUGACUUUAUUGUUGUUGGAUAAAUUGAAAGAGUCGAAGGGAAGAGUCGUCGUGGUUGCGUCGCGGGCUCAUGAAAGUUACAAGCCAUCUUCGUUCAAGGUUGAAGACGUAUUGAAUAAUACAGGGUCUAACACUCAUCCACACGUGUUAUAUAGAAGAUCGAAAUUUGCCAAUGUCUUGUUCACAAAAAAGUUGGAUCGAUUGUUGAAAGAAGAUGCUGCUGAGCUGAAGAAUGGUGUCAACGAUCUUCAACAAGACAGAUGUGUGGCAGUUUGUUUACAUCCUGGACUCAUUGCUUCUCAUAUUGGACGUUACAGCACGUUGAUGAAUGUCAUGUUAUUGGUGUUGGGAACCUUGUUUGGAAAAACGCCCGUAUAUGGAGCACAGACCACAUUGUAUUGUGCUUUGGAAGAUCAACAGAAAUUACGUGGAGGAGCAUAUUAUGCAGAUUGUAAAGAAAAACCUUGUAAUCCAGCUGCAGAUUCUAUUCAAUUACAAGACGAAUUGUGGAAUACGAGUUUGAAAUUGGUUGAAAGUUAUUUGAACAAAUAA
Naegleria lovaniensis is the source of this 1080-nucleotide messenger RNA. RefSeq lists its product as uncharacterized. The record is from RefSeq and is a predicted model, not a curated record. Bases 1 to 1080 code for a protein of 359 amino acids. The transcript has a single exon. NCBI's taxonomy places the organism in Eukaryota, Heterolobosea, Eutetramitea, Acrasida, Naegleriidae.